Messenger RNA from Otolemur garnettii (small-eared galago), 9040 nucleotides. It is a transcript of the gene NOTCH1, whose product is annotated as notch 1. NCBI's taxonomy places the organism in Eukaryota, Metazoa, Chordata, Mammalia, Primates, Galagidae. Bases 222 to 7874 code for a protein of 2550 amino acids. The transcript has 34 exons. The record is from RefSeq and is a predicted model, not a curated record. Gene Ontology annotation, molecular function: signaling receptor activity; protein binding; calcium ion binding. Gene Ontology annotation, biological process: heterophilic cell-cell adhesion; cell differentiation; establishment or maintenance of epithelial cell apical/basal polarity. Gene Ontology annotation, cellular component: plasma membrane; protein-containing complex.
GGGGCGUGGGCGCGGGCGCGAGCGCAGCGAAGGAACGAGCUGGGAGCCCAGUGGGGCCCGAGAGACCACAAGAGCCUAGCGCCGCCCGCUAGCCGGGGACAGGGAGGGCAGUAGUGGGCCGCCGCCCGCAGGACCAUCCGGCGCGCUUGUGUGCGCCCUCGCCCCUCCGGCCCAGCGCAGAAGGCCUCCGCUCGGGCGCAGCAGGCAGCCGGCGGGCAGGCAUGCCGCCGCUCCUGGCGCCCCUGCUCUGCCUGGCGCUGCUGCCCGCACUCGGCGCACGAGGCCUGCGAUGCUCCCAGCCCAGUGAGACCUGCUUGAAUGGCGGGAAGUGUGAAGUGGUCAAUGGCACAGAGGCCUGUGUCUGCAACGGGGCCUUUGUGGGCCUGCGAUGCCAGGACCCCAGCCCAUGCCUCAGCUCCCCCUGCAAGAAUGCCGGGACCUGCCAUGUGGUGGACCGCAGAGGCGUGGCAGACUACACCUGCAGCUGCCUCCUGGGCUUCUCCGGGCCGCUCUGCCUGACACCCCUGAACAAUGCCUGCCUCACCAACCCCUGCCGCAACGGGGGCACCUGUGACCUGGUCACGCUCACAGAGUACAAGUGUCGCUGCCCCCCGGGCUGGUCAGGGAAGUCGUGCCAGCAGGCUGACCCAUGCGCCUCUAAUCCCUGUGCCAAUGGUGGCCAGUGCCUGCCCUUCGAGGCCUCGUACAUUUGCCAUUGCCCCGCCACCUUCCACGGCCCCACCUGCAGGCAAGAUGUCAACGAGUGCAGCCAGAACCCCGGGCUCUGCCGCCACGGGGGCACCUGCCACAACGAGGUCGGCUCCUACCGCUGUGCCUGCCGCGCCACGCACACUGGCCCCAACUGCGAGCUACCCUACGUGCCCUGCAGCCCCUCACCUUGCCAGAAUGGGGGCACCUGCCGCCCCACAGGGGAUGUCACCCACGAGUGUGCCUGCCUGCCAGGCUUCACAGGCCAGAACUGCGAAGAAAAUAUUGACGACUGUCCAGGAAACAACUGCAAGAAUGGGGGCGCCUGUGUGGAUGGCGUGAACACCUACAACUGCCGAUGCCCGCCAGAGUGGACAGGUCAGUACUGCACAGAAGAUGUGGACGAGUGCCAGCUCAUGCCCAACGCCUGUCAGAAUGGCGGGACCUGCCACAACACUCAUGGCAGCUACAACUGCGUGUGCGUCAACGGCUGGACCGGGGAGGACUGCAGCGAGAACAUCGACGACUGUGCCAGUGCCGCCUGCUUCCAUGGCGCCACCUGCCAUGACCGCGUGGCCUCCUUCUACUGCGAGUGUCCCCACGGCCGCACAGGCCUGCUAUGCCACCUCAACGAUGCUUGCAUCAGCAAUCCCUGUAACGAGGGCUCCAACUGUGACACCAACCCUGUCAACGGCAAGGCCAUCUGUACCUGCCCCUCGGGGUACACAGGCCCAGCCUGCAGCCAGGAUGUGGAUGAGUGCUCACUGGGUGCCAACCCCUGUGAGCACGCGGGCAAGUGCCUCAACACACUGGGGUCUUUCGAGUGCCAGUGUCUGCAGGGCUACACGGGCCCCCGCUGUGAGAUCGAUGUCAACGAGUGCGUGUCCAACCCCUGCCAGAAUGACGCCACCUGCUUGGACCAGAUCGGGGAGUUCCAGUGCAUCUGCAUGCCAGGCUACGAGGGUGUGCACUGUGAGGUCAACACAGACGAGUGUGCCAGCAGCCCUUGCCUGCACGGUGGCCGCUGCCUGGACAAGAUCAACGAGUUCCAGUGCGCAUGUCCUACAGGUUUCACUGGGCACCUGUGUCAGUAUGAUGUGGACGAGUGUGCGAGCACGCCCUGUAGGAAUGGGGCCAAGUGCCUAGACGGGCCCAACGCUUACGUCUGCGUGUGUGCUGAAGGAUACACAGGGACUCACUGCGAAGUGGACAUAGAUGAGUGUGACCCUGACCCCUGUCACUAUGGCUCAUGCAAGGACGGUGUCGCCACCUUCACCUGCCUCUGCCGGCCGGGCUACACAGGCCACCACUGUGAGACCAAUGUCAACGAGUGCUAUAGCCAGCCCUGCCGCCAUGGCGGCACCUGCCAGGACCGAGACAACUCCUACCUCUGUUUCUGCCUCAAGGGGACCACAGGACCCAACUGUGAGAUCAACCUGGAUGACUGUGCUAGCAGCCCCUGCGAGGCAGGCACCUGUGUGGACAAGAUCGACGGCUAUGAGUGUGUCUGCGAGCCAGGCUACACAGGGAGCGUGUGCAACAUCGACAUUGACGAGUGUGCAGGCAGCCCCUGCCACAACGGGGGCACCUGUGAGGACGGUGUCAAUGGCUUUACCUGCCGCUGCCCCGAUGGCUACCAUGACCCCACGUGCCUGUCCGAGGUCAACGAGUGUAACAGCAACCCCUGUAUCCACGGGACCUGCCGGGACAGCCUCAAUGGGUACAAGUGUGACUGUGACCCUGGGUGGAGUGGAGCAAACUGUGAUGUCAACAACAAUGAGUGUGAGUCGAAUCCUUGUGUUAAUGGUGGCACCUGCAAAGACAUGACCAGCGGCUACGUGUGCACAUGCCGAGAAGGCUUCAGUGGCCCCAACUGCCAGACCAAUAUCAACGAGUGUGCGUCCAACCCGUGUCUGAACCAGGGCACGUGCAUUGAUGGCGUUGCUGGGUACAGGUGCAACUGCUUGCUGCCCUACACAGGAGCCACCUGUGAGGCAGUCUUGGCCCCGUGUGCUCCCAGCCCCUGCAGAAACAGUGGGGAGUGCAGGGAAUCUGAGGACUUUGAGAGCUUCUCCUGCAUCUGCCCCACUGGCUGGCAAGGACAGACCUGUGAGAUCGACGUCAAUGAGUGUGUGAAGAGCCCGUGCCAGCAUGGCGCAUCCUGCCAGAACACCAACGGCAGCUACCGCUGCCAUUGCCAGGCAGGCUACACUGGACCCCACUGCGAGGCUGACCUCGACGACUGCCAGCCCAACCCAUGUCACAACGGUGGCUCCUGUACAGACGGUGUCAACACGGCCUUCUGCGACUGCCUGCCUGGCUUCCAGGGCGCCUUCUGUGAGGAGGACAUCAACGAGUGUGCCAGCAACCCCUGCCGCAACGGUGCCAACUGCACGGACUGUGUGGACAGCUACACGUGCACCUGCCCCACAGGCUUCAGCGGGAUCCACUGUGAGAACAACACGCCUGACUGCACAGAGAGCUCCUGCUUCAAUGGUGGCACCUGUGUGGAUGGCAUCAACUCUUUCACCUGCCUGUGUCCAUCUGGCUUCACGGGCAGCUACUGCCAGCAUGACAUCAAUGAGUGUGACUCCCGGCCCUGCCUGCAUGGAGGCACCUGCCAGGACAGCUGUGGCACUUACAAGUGCACCUGCCCCCAGGGCUACACUGGACUCAACUGCCAGAACCUCGUGCGCUGGUGUGACUCCUCGCCCUGCAAGAAUGGCGGCAAAUGUUGGCAGACCCACACCUCGUACCGCUGCGAGUGCCCCAGUGGCUGGACUGGCCUUUACUGCGAUGUGCCCAGCGUUUCUUGCGAGGUGGCUGCACGGCAGCGAGGUGUUGACAUUGCCCACCUAUGCCAGCAUGGAGGCCUCUGUGUGAACGAGGGCAACACACAUCACUGCCGCUGCCAGGCAGGGUACACAGGCAGCUACUGCGAGGACCUGGUAGACGAGUGCCUGCCCAGCCCCUGCCAGAAUGGGGCUACCUGUACAGACUACCUGGGUGGCUACUCCUGCAAGUGUGUGGCUGGCUACCACGGGGUGAACUGCUCUGAGGAGGUCAACGAGUGUCUGUCACACCCCUGCCAGAAUGGGGGCACUUGCCUCGACCUCAUCAACACCUACAAGUGCUCCUGCCCCCGGGGCACACAGGGGGUACACUGUGAGAUCAAUGUGGACGACUGCAGCCCCCCUGUUGACCCCGUCUCACGGAGCCCUAAGUGCUUCAACAACGGCACCUGUGUGGACCAGGUGGGCGGCUAUAGCUGCACCUGCCCUCCAGGCUUCGUGGGUGAGCGCUGCGAGGGAGAUGUCAAUGAGUGCUUAUCCAACCCUUGUGAUGCCCGCGGCACCCAGAACUGCGUGCAGCGUGUCAACGACUUCCACUGCGAGUGCCGUGCCGGCCACACUGGGCGCCGCUGCGAGUCGGUCAUCAAUGGCUGCAGAGGCAAGCCCUGCCAGAAUGGGGGCACCUGCGCGGUGGCUUCCAACACCGCCCGCGGGUUCAUCUGCAGAUGCCCUGCGGGCUUCGAGGGUGCCACGUGUGAGAACGAUGCACGUGCCUGUGGCGGCCUGCGCUGCCUGCAUGGCGGCACAUGCAUCUCGGGCCCGAGGAGCCCCACCUGCCUGUGUCUGGGCCCCUUCACUGGCCCUGAGUGCCAGUUCCCGGCCAGCAGUCCCUGCCUGAAUGGCAACCCCUGCUACAACCAGGGCAGCUGCGAGCCCAUCCCCGAGAGCCCCUUCUACCGCUGCCUGUGCCCUGCCAAGUUCAACGGGCUCUUGUGUCACAUCCUGGACUACAGCUUCGGGGGUGGCGCUGGGCGUGACAUCCCCCCACCACAGAUCGAGGAGGCCUGCAAGCUCCCUGAAUGCCAGGAGGAUGCCGGUGACAAGGUCUGCAACCCGCAAUGCAACAACCACGCAUGCGGCUGGGACGGCGGCGACUGCUCCCUUAACUUCAACGACCCCUGGAAGAACUGCACGCAGUCGCUGCAAUGCUGGCUGUACUUCAGUGAUGGCCGCUGCGACCCCCAGUGCAACUCGGCCGGCUGCCUCUUUGAUGGCUUCGACUGCCAGCGUGCAGAGGGCCAGUGCAACCCCCUGUACGACCAAUACUGCAAGGACCAUUUCAGCGACGGGCACUGCGACCAGGGUUGCAACAGCGCUGAGUGCGAGUGGGACGGGCUGGACUGCGCGGAGCAUGUGCCCGAGCGCCUAGCGGCUGGCACGCUGGUCGUGGUGGUGCUCACGCCGCCAGAGCAGCUGCGUAACAACUCUCUGCAUUUCCUGCGGGAGCUCAGCCGAGUGCUGCACACCAACGUGGUCUUCAAGCGGGACGCCCAUGGCCGGCUCAUGAUCUUCCCCUACUAUGGCCGUGAGGAGGAACUGCGCAAGCACCCCGUAAAGCGUGCGGCCGGGGGCUGGGCCGCCCCCAGCACCCUACUUGGCCAGGCGACUGCCUCACUGUUCCCCGGAGGUGGGGGUGUGCGCCGGCGCAGGGAGCUGGACCCCAUGGACAUCCGCGGGUCCAUUGUCUACCUGGAGAUUGACAACCGGCAGUGUGUCCAGUCCUCCUCGCAGUGUUUCCAGAGUGCCACCGAUGUGGCUGCGUUCCUGGGGGCGCUCGCCUCGCUGGGCAGCCUCAACAUCCCCUAUAAGAUCGAGGCCGUGCAGAGUGAGACCGUGGAGCCGCCGGCGCCCGCGCAGCUGCAUUUGAUGUACGUAGUGGCGGCCGCCUUUGUGCUCCUCUUCUUCGUGGGUUGUGGGGUACUGCUGUCCCGGAAGCGGCGACGGCAGCAUGGCCAGCUCUGGUUCCCUGAGGGCUUCAAGGUGUCUGAGGCCAGCAAGAAGAAGCGGCGAGAGCCCCUGGGCGAGGACUCUGUGGGCUUGAAGCCCCUGAAGAACACCUCCGACAGGGCCCUCAUGGAUGACAACCAGAACGAGUGGGGAGAUGAGGACCUGGAGACGAGGAAGUUCCGGUUCGAGGAGCCAGUGGCUCUCCCUGAGCUGGAUGACCAGACAGACCACCGGCAGUGGACUCAGCAGCACCUGGAUGCGGCCGACCUGCGUGUGUCUGCCAUGGCCCCCACACCGCCCCAGGGCGAGGCCCACACGGACUGCAUGGACGUGAACGUCCGCGGGCCGGAUGGCUUCACGCCACUCAUGAUCGCCUCCUGCAGUGGGGGCGGCCUGGAGACGGGCAACAGCGAGGAGGAGGAGGAUGCACCGGCUGUCAUCUCGGACUUCAUCUACCAGGGGGCCAGUCUACACAACCAGACUGACCGCACCGGCGAGACUGCCUUGCACCUGGCCGCCCGCUACUCACGCUCCGAUGCUGCCAAGCGCCUACUGGAGGCCAGCGCCGACGCCAACAUCCAGGACAACAUGGGGCGUACCCCACUGCACGCUGCCGUGUCUGCGGAUGCACAGGGUGUUUUCCAGAUCCUGAUCAGGAACCGGGCAACAGACCUGGAUGCGCGCAUGCAUGAUGGCACAACACCGCUGAUCCUGGCCGCCCGCCUGGCCGUGGAGGGCAUGCUGGAAGACCUCAUCAACUCACACGCCGACGUCAAUGCCGUGGAUGACCUGGGCAAGUCAGCACUGCACUGGGCUGCCGCUGUGAACAAUGUGGACGCUGCCAUUGUGCUCCUGAAGAAUGGGGCCAACAAGGACAUGCAGAACAACAAGGAGGAGACUCCUCUGUUCCUGGCUGCCCGAGAGGGCAGCUACGAGACCGCCAAGGUCCUUCUGGACCAUUUUGCCAAUCGAGACAUCACCGACCACAUGGACCGCCUACCGCGGGAUAUUGCGCAGGAGCGGAUGCACCAUGACAUCGUGCGGCUGCUGGAUGAGCACAACCUGGUGCGCAGCCCCCCGCUGCAUGGCGCCGGCCUGGGGCCCGCCCCAACCCUCUCACCCCCGCUGUGCUCACCCAAUGGCUACCUGGGCAACCUCAAGCCCUCCAUGCAGGGCAAGAAGGCCCGGAAGCCCAGCACCAAAGGUCUGGUCUGUGGUGGCAAAGAGGCCAAGGACCUCAAGGCACGGAGGAAGAAGUCUCAGGACGGCAAGGGCUGCCUGCUGGACAGCUCCAGCAUGCUGUCACCUGUGGACUCCCUGGAGUCACCCCAUGGCUACUUGUCAGAUGUGGCCUCACCGCCCCUCCUGCCCUCUCCGUUCCAGCAGUCUCCAUCCAUGCCUCUCAACCACCUGCCUGGCAUGCCAGACACCCACUUGGGUGUUGGCCACCUGAACGUGGCAGCCAAGCCAGAGAUGGCAGCUCUAGGUACAGGCGGCCGGCUGGCCUUUGAGGCUGGCCCCCCACGCCUCUCACACCUGCCUGUGGCCUCUGGUACCAGCUCGAUCCUGGGCUCCGCCAACAGUGGAGGGGCCAUGAAUUUCAGUGUGGGUGGGGCUGCCAGCUUGAAUGGCCAGUGCGAGUGGCUGUCCAGGCUGCAGAACGGCAUGGUGCCCAGCCAGUACAACCCACUGCGAGGGAGUGUGGCGCCCAGCACCCUAAGCGCACAGGGCCCCAGCCUCCAGCACAGCCUGAUGGGCCCACUGCCCAGCGGCCUGGCCGCCAACACCCUGACCCAGAUGAUGAGCUACCAGGGUCUGCCCAGCACGCGGCUGGCCACCCAGCCCCACCUGGGGCAGACCCCACAAGUGCAGCAGCAGAACUUACAGAUGCAGCAGCAGAACCUGCAACCGCCAAACAUCCAGCAGCAGCAGCAGAACCUGCAGCCACAUCUUGGGGUGGGCUCAGCGGCCGGCAGCCACCUGGGCCGGAGCUUCCUGGGUGGGGAGCCGAGCCAGGCAGACGUGCAGUCACUGGGCCCUGGCAGCCUGACAGUGCACACUGUCCUGCCCCCGGAGGGCCUGGCCCCACCCACUUCACUGCCGUCCUCCCUGGCCCCGCCCAUGACCACAGCGCAGUUUCUGACGCCCCCCUCACAGCAUAGCUAUUCCUCCUCGCCCGUGGACAACACCCCCAGCCACCAGCUGCAGGUGCCUGAGCACCCUUUCCUCACUCCGUCCCCUGAGUCCCCUGACCAGUGGUCCAGCUCAUCCCCGCAUUCCAACGUCUCCGACUGGUCUGAGGGUGUUUCUAGCCCACCCACCAGCAUGCAGUCCCAGGUCGCCCACAUUCCGGAGGCCUUCAAGUAGACAGCUGCAGGUGCGACCAGCUCCCUUUCCCAAGCCCUGCUGGGCGUCUCUAUGUGCUCUGUGGACACCGGAGCCAGUCUAAGGAGCCUUUUUAAGAAAACAUGUUUUUAUACAAAAUAAGAGAACAAGAAUUAAAAAAAAAUUUUUUUAGUAUUUAUUUAUGUACUUUUAUUUUACACAGAAACACUGCCUUUUUAUUUAUAUGUACUGUUUUGUAUGGCUCCAAGAAAAUAAACUAGUUCUUAUGAUUUUUCUAGUUAGUAUAAAGAUUCUUAUGUGUUUGUAAAAUAUAAACAAAGAUUCAUGAUUUAUAAAUGCCAUUUAUUUAUUACUUACUUUCAUAAUCCAAAAAGAAAUGAUGUUGGAGAAGGGAGGUUUGAAUAAGCAUCAGCCAAAAAGCUCCAGGGUGCCCAGCCUGCUGCCCUCCCUCCCCAGCGCCUACCUCCCCCAUGCCGGCCCAGCACCUCCCCCAGUGUCACCUGUGUUCUUCGUGAAGACACCUCCAGAGACAGACAAAAGGGGCAGAUCCACACAUUAGGCCUGUGGAUUAACUGGCAUAAAGUAGGAAACUUAAGUAAAAUGAUGGUGUUCAGAUAUUUUGGUGUUUUUCUGAUCAUGUGUUUCAAGCAUGCUUUUUAAAAUGUGUUCUUGGGGUACACCCAGAGUUCAUUCCAUGGUACCAGUCAUGAAUCUUUGUUUUGGGUUCUCUAUUACGUAGUUACCCCUUGUCCUCUAAGUAUCAUGUAUAUGAACAGCUCAGACGUGGAUCCUCAGGACGCCCGCAGGGGGAUCCUACCCUUUGCUCGGGAAAGACUCUGCCUAGGCCAGCCCUGCUGGAGGCCACAGCAUGCCAGCCUGAAGGGCAUCCUGCAGGUUCAGCAGAGCCUGGGUCCAGACUCACGGGCCCAACUACUCAGGGCUCCUGUUUCUCUAGGAGACGUGGCAGAGCGACUUACGUGGAGGUUCUAGAAAGUCAUAGGCUGUGUCCUUAGUUCUUCCAGUGGCUGCGGUCAGAGAGGCAGGGAGCCUGCUCUCAAGCACCCUGCUUAUGUGGGGGUGUGUGCUGGGAGGGGGAGCAGACCCUUGUGAUGUCAAGUAUAAGCCUGUGGCAGAAUAAAUGUCUGUAAAUAAAUUUUUAACAGUGGAUUUUGUUUAAAAAAUCUAAA